Bufo gargarizans (Asiatic toad) is the source of this 1668-nucleotide messenger RNA. Its product is annotated as GRAM domain-containing protein 2B-like. The record is from RefSeq and is a predicted model, not a curated record. The coding region runs from base 145 to 1194 and encodes 349 amino acids. The transcript has 13 exons. Lineage: Eukaryota; Metazoa; Chordata; Amphibia; Anura; Bufonidae.
UGAGCUGAGGGGGACGGCCUGUCUGCUUCUCAUAUGGGACAAGCAUCCUGUGUGGAAAUAUGACGGGCUGCCGUGUUUGCCCACAGACUUGGUGAAGUUCUUUCCCCAAAGCCUGGUUAGGGUUCUGUUCUCACAGUGCCAAGCAUGAAGCUCAUCGGCCGGAGUGGUCGGGACAGUGCCACGUUGCCAAUAAGUAUUUCUCAAGAUUCUUCGUUGGGUACUGUGAAAGUAAAGAAGGGCAAAAAACGACUUGCAGACGUUAAGUCAUUCAGUCUUGAAGAACCUCUGCCGGGGUAUGGUGGUGAGAAAGGAGAGAAAGCUGGAAACUUGAUCAGAUCCAAAACUUAUGAACAGACUUCAUCAUUAAGGACGACUGACGAUGUUCCAGCAGACAGGCGCCGGUCUAUCACUAGCAAUCUACCGAAACAUAACUGUACAUUCCACAAGAUAUUUCGAGAAGUUUCUGAAGAUGAAGAGUUAAAAGAUAGCUUUACUUGUGCCUUCCAAAGAGAGGUCUUGUACCAAGGACGGCUCUACAUCUCCCACUGCCACUUAGCAUUUUUCUGCAGCAUGCUUCGCAAGGAGAUCAAGGUUUUGAUUCCUGUCAGUUCCGUGUCUAUUGUUAAAAAAGCAAAUACAGCUUUACUGGUGCCUAAUGCACUGAGUGUUCGAACCAUUGACGGAGACAAGUAUCUUUUUGGGUCCCUGCGUAACAGAGAGAUGUGCUACCAUGCAGUUCGCUCUGUGUGUCCUAAUCUCCAAGAUGGCAGUACUUGCAACACUCCAUCGGCAUCUCCUGCAGAACCAAGUUCAGAACAGAGCAGCAAAAUUCUGAAUUCCAGCCAUUCUGACCUAGAACAAACACUGCAUGAAUCAGACAGCACAGAGAACUGCAAUAAAGACCUAGAUGAUAUGUUUCUGGUGCAAUCUAACAAUGAACUGGAUGGACAAGCCCAAGAUAGUUUUCUGAAUGGGGAUGUUUGCCAAGAGAAGUUGACUUCAGACAAUGGUCACACACAAUGGGCAGAUCAAAGGGCUGUGAAUACUCUCCUUGUUAUUUAUAUGCUGCUGGUUUUACUUCUGCUCUUCUCAUCAGGAUAUAUUGGGUUGCGUAUUAUGGAGUUGGAGAACCAACUGAACAUCUUGGGUGCUUGGCCAAAAGAAGAUCAAGCUCCGGGAUCUCAAGAUACUUGAGGUGACAACAUUGACAAGAUUGCUAGUCCUAUUUAUUUCUCAAUCUACUUGGAAGUGACUUGUGAAUUAGACCAUGAAGUCUCAAAAUCCUGGUUCAAUUGAAGAACAAAGGGUUAAAGAGUGAAGGAAGAACGAAGACAACCACUCCUUCCAGAGUGACAUUCAGAAAAAAACUGCACUUUGUGUGGCCUGCUAUGGCAAGAUUAGCAGUGAUCUUCAGGAAGUCGUAGCAGAAGUGAGAUGAGGAAGACCUGCUGUAAUCUAUUGUGAACAGUUUGAUCUUCAGCUGGACAGCGAAGUUGCACAAAGACACUUUUUACAGGUUUACUGUUUUCCUUCAACAUGAAUGAGAACCCAUUUAGUAUUUCACACACUCAGGUAUUUCCUAGCUUGUGUCUGUGCAGUAGUGAAUGUCUCAAAGGCAAGGGAUGUGAGUAGAUUCUGAAUAUCUGUAAAUACGUGUAUGUUUUCUCA